This is a messenger RNA of Erigeron canadensis, 804 nucleotides long. Its product is annotated as dof zinc finger protein DOF3.5-like. NCBI's taxonomy places the organism in Eukaryota, Viridiplantae, Streptophyta, Magnoliopsida, Asterales, Asteraceae. Gene Ontology annotation, biological process: regulation of DNA-templated transcription. Bases 1 to 804 code for a protein of 267 amino acids. Gene Ontology annotation, molecular function: DNA-binding transcription factor activity; DNA binding. The transcript has a single exon. The record is from RefSeq and is a predicted model, not a curated record.
AUGGAAAGAGGAUGGAAGCCAAAUGUUGAAGUUUGUCCCCCGUGUCCUCGAUGCGGUUCAUCGAAUACCAAGUUUUGUUACUACAAUAAUUAUAGCUUGACUCAACCUAGGUACUUUUGUAAAGGUUGUAGAAGGUAUUGGACUAAAGGUGGCUCACUAAGAAACAUUCCUGUUGGUGGUGGUUGUCGAAAAACAAGACGAGCUAAGUCUGUUCGUUUAUCUGAUACUAUCAACUCUCAACAAUUCCUUUCACGUGGAACAACCGGUUUUGGUGGUCAUGAGAAUAUCGAAAAUCAUAAUGGUGGCGGUACUGGUGGAUCUAUGAUCAUGCAGCCUACAAAUAUUGAUAUACAACAAGUGUAUACCAAUUUUUUAAAUCAAAGGCCACAAAAUACAAAUCAAGAACAAAUUAUGCAUGAUCAAGUUAUGAAUAAUGAACUUGAUCCAAUAUCUUCAUUUGGGUUUCCAAGCAUUCCAAAUAUGGAAAUGGAUUAUGGGCCGAAUUUGGAUAGUUUUUUAAGCGAAGGGAAUAAUGGAACUCAUUUUUGUGGGUAUAAUUCAAUUUUUAAUAAUCAUGAAGAAGAUCAAGAGAUUCAAGACAAACAUUAUUUCGGUACGAAUGUUAUAAAUAGUUGCGGCUUGCCUCCAUUGCCUGGGGAGGAGAUGGGUUGGUCGGAAUCGAAUAUUGAGUUUCCUGAUAAUGCUUUAAAUCCAAGGAUUGAACCAGAUGUUCAUGUUUCUGGUGAUUGUUCAGUGAACUUGUUUGAUAUGCCCGUGAAUUCAGAUACAAUUUUCAGACCUUGA